This is a messenger RNA of Nerophis lumbriciformis (worm pipefish), 1176 nucleotides long. NCBI's taxonomy places the organism in Eukaryota, Metazoa, Chordata, Actinopteri, Syngnathiformes, Syngnathidae. The record is from RefSeq and is a predicted model, not a curated record.
AUGGCUUUUCGUGUUACAAGGAAUCGCAUAGCCUCCCCCAGGACUGGCCCUGCUGGGAAGACUUCCUCCGUGAGUGGGCCCACACUCAAGCCGCGAGUCGCCCUCCAUGAAAUCGGUAAUGUUCCAGCUGACAACGAACCUCAAAAGAAGGCAGUCAAGGCCCAGGUUAAGAAGACCAAGGCUCCCAUUGUGACUGAAAAAGCAGAGGCUAAACCCAAAAAUGUUCCCGAGGUUGAGGUGGCGCCUGGGCCCGUGUCCCCAACACCAAUGGAGACUUCAGGGUGUGAGCCCGCUGAAUUGUGCCAGGCAUUUUCUGAUGUCAUUCUGGAAACUGUGCGGGAUGUGGAUGCAGAUGACCAUGACAAUCCUAUGCUCUGCAGUGAAUUUGUAAAAGAUAUUUACAAGUACAUGUGUCAGCUAGAGGCUGAACAGAGUGUUCGAGCCAAUUAUCUAAAAGAUCAAGAAGUGACUGGUAAUAUGCGUGCCAUACUUAUUGACUGGCUAGUCCAAGUGAGCCUGAAGUUCCGCCUGCUUCAAGAGACCAUGUACAUGACUGUGGGAUUAAUUGAUCGCUUUCUUCAGGUCAACCCAGUGUCCAAAAAGGAGCUGCAACUUGUCGGAGUGGCUUCAAUGUUCCUUGCUUCAAAGUAUGAGGAGAUGUAUCCACCAGAGAUUUCAGACUUUGCCUUUGUGACAGAUAAGGCUUACAGCACUGCACAAAUCAGAGAAAUGGAAAUGACAAUCCUGCGUGUGCUGAAAUUUCAACUUGGCAGACCUCUUCCAUUGCAGUUCCUCAGAAGGGCGUCAAAGAUUCAUGAAGUAACUGCAGAGCAACACACCCUGGCUAAAUACUUGCUCGAGCUGACCAUGGUUGACUAUGAAAUGGUUCAUUAUCCGCCUUCAAUGGUAGCAAGUGCUGCUUUGGCUCUUACACUCAAGAUCUUGGAUGCUGGUGAAUGGGAUGCAACGCUGCAGCACUACAUGAGCUACACCUUGGAUAGUUUGCUUCCAGUCAUGGCACACAUUGCCAAAAAUGUUGUGAAGGUGAAUACAGGAAAAACGAAGCAUAUGGCUGUGAAAGGAAAGUACUCCAGUUCAAGACAGAUGAGAAUUGCAACAAUCUCACAGCUUAACUCGUCUAUUGUGAAAGAUUUUGCCAAGCAAGUCACACAAUGA